AUGGACCUAUAUUUGCAUUUAUUCUCGGACCAGGCCUCUCGAAACCAGCAGCUAGAGGAAGACGACGACAGUGGAGGACAAAAAGAAGAUCGUAAAUACAAACACAGGAAGCAUCCAGCGCAAGUACAGAGUACCAUUUCAGCCGACCGCACCGGCGACAGCGUAUACCAACGCACAGCUCAAAUAUUCCAGGCUAUACUACCUACCGUCAGAAAGGGGCAAGAAUCCAAAGAUCAACAAGAUAUAUCAAGUCACAAUAACGGAGAAUUACUCCCGCCUGUCAUAAGAAAACGUACAUCCCGUAAAGGGAACUUCAUAAAAAACCAAGAUAUGGCUACGCAGAACCCAGCGCUUAGAAGCCUCGACGGCCCUGAUACCCGUACUACCAACUCAGAAGCAGGAGCAGGUCUCGUCCCGCAUCCCACAUUAAGCAGCUGUAUUCUUUCAAUAUCAGAAGUAUCAGCUUCGCCAGAGGGAUGCAGUACCGCAGAUCUAUCGGCUUUGAGAAGGAAUCUAGAGAGCUUGAAAGCAUCCCUGGUAGAAUCCCGCACAACUGAGGCGCUUCCAUCACCAGAGCCGAGAUGCCAGAUGAUAUACCGCGUGAACACUCCAGAUAACUCUUCUCGCAUGUACCUUGACCAACCACAGUGGACAGAGGGUGAUGAUGAAAGCAGCGACACUUUGAUAGGCAGUCUCGCAAUACAGAGUACCCAGUCAUAUCUGGACCGGCAUCCAGAAGUGUGCUUCGACGUAUACCGAGACUUUUCUAUCCCUGAAUCAGGCCAAAAGGAUGUUAAUAAUACAUCAUCCGUACCAAAACACGACUCAGAGACGAUAGAGACAACCUCUACAGCUUUGAAAUCUGCUCUUAUGAAGUUCAUACAAUUCUGUGGUUUCGUUAGAGACGCUACGGGUAGUAUAAAUGCUCUAGGUCAUGAUUCUGCUACUAUUCAGGACUUGAACAGGCUUUCAGCUCCGUAUCUAGCCUUUUACCAUGGCUCAAGACAAGUCAAGAAAAUCAUUGACAGCGGCAAAAUUACGAGGCGAUGCUUCAAAUACAUUUUUAAACCCGGUGAUGUGGUGGUUCAGAAAGAAGCUAGUGAAGUAAGGGGCCUUCUAUGCAGUUCCUGGGUUACCGAAGAACUAGUUGAAGAUACCAACAAGAUAUUUCUAAAGGAUAAGGCAUCAAAAGUACGAUACACUCUCAUGGCCCGUCAUUGGAAUUUCAAUGGUGUGUUUUCAUGUAAUAACGAUGCACUAAUAUGGGAAACGGAUGCCAACAACAACUCUCAGUUGGAAAUUGAUAGCUUGAGCGUGUGUCCUUUAGCUUUUGCCGGCAAAAGCCUAGCAGACAAACUGCGGCGCAGGGGGGAACGCAUUUGGAAGUGUCGUACAAAGUGCCUGGUCUCAUACCAUGAGGAUUCUACUCGGGAGUCACAUUACUCGGAUGAUGAAAGGUACAUGAUCGAUAUGGCAGUAUAUCGAGAAUUGCAUAAACCUAAAACAAAUUCUGAUAGUACCCUCCGGAACAUCAAGGAGGACUUAGGGACGGAUGAUCUUGGAUCUGGAGCAAUGAAACGAGAUGGCCCGCCUUCAACCGAGUUCCUGUACUUACUGCCUAUGAUGAUCAAGGGCUUUAACCUCAGGAAGAAGAAAUGGGUAGACCUCAAGGUCGAUAACAUAGGCGAUGUAGUAUGGAACGAGAUAGCUUUCGAGAGGCUCGUUCCCGAGGAAAAGACGAAAAGUUUGAUUCGAGCCCUCGUCAGCGAACAGAUCGAGACCACGAAGUCGACAGAUCUCAUCAGCGGUAAAGGGAACGGUUUGAUAAUGUUAUUGCAUGGAGGUCCAGGUACGGGUAAGACCCUGACAGCAGAGAGUGUAGCCGAGAUUGCCCGGAAGCCCCUUUAUCCCGUUACAUGCGGCGAUAUUGGAACAGAACCGGAAGACGUUGAAAACUACCUCGAGUCCGUUUUGCACCUCGGCAAGACCUGGGAGUGUGUCGUCCUUCUUGACGAGGCCGACGUAUUUCUCGAACAGCGCAGCCUCCAGGAUCUCCACCGAAACGCCCUGGUAUCCGUGUUCCUUCGAGUACUGGAGUAUUACGAGGGAAUAUUGAUUUUAACAAGCAACAGAGUCGGCACUUUCGACGAGGCAUUCAAAUCGCGUAUUCAGUUGGCUAUUCACUAUAGCGAUCUCAGUUUCUACCAACGCACCGAGAUCUGGAAGAAUUUCAUCUCGCGUCUCGAGGAUAUAGAAGAAGAGGAGAUGGAUGCCGCCGACCUAAGGGAUAAUAUCGAGAACCUGGCCCAGUUCAAGAUGAACGGAAGAGAAAUACGGAACGCCAUCACGAACGCGCGGCAGUACACCCGAUGGCAACGAAAGCAGCAACGGAACCCGGCAAAUUGCAAGCUUGACUACUCGAAGAUGAAGCUCAUCAUCGACACUUCUAUCAAGUUCGAUGAUUACAUCAAGGAAUUAAACGGAGAGUAUGAAAACGUUGCGGUGGACGAGGGCUUACGGGCAGAACAGAGAAAGAAUAUGUCGACCUCUAAAGGCAAAUAGAGGAAACCAACCUUAGGCACCCUACCUAGGUACCUAGGUAAUUAUCCGUUGCCUCUUGGAUGAUGAGAAUGGUUAUUUAUGAGACUGAAUCUGGACUGGCAUACUUUAUACCUUGGUGUUUUUCUUAGUAUUUCCUUUAUUAUGUUAGGUAGGUACAUAUAUGUACCACGAUCAAUUGUCUUAUGGGAAAAUGAGCUAUUUACACAGCGAGGGCGCCCCUAGAGAAUGAAUAAUACCUAUACACGGGGUUAGA
Messenger RNA from Daldinia caldariorum, 2815 nucleotides. RefSeq lists its product as uncharacterized. The transcript has 3 exons. The record is from RefSeq and is a predicted model, not a curated record. Bases 1 to 2562 code for a protein of 853 amino acids. Lineage: Eukaryota; Fungi; Ascomycota; Sordariomycetes; Xylariales; Hypoxylaceae. Gene Ontology annotation, molecular function: ATP binding; ATP hydrolysis activity.